Cuscuta campestris is the source of this 773-nucleotide messenger RNA. The record is from the annotation of a GenBank genome assembly. NCBI's taxonomy places the organism in Eukaryota, Viridiplantae, Streptophyta, Magnoliopsida, Solanales, Convolvulaceae.
AAGCACUCCUGACAUCCCACUGAUGAUGACGAGCAUGGGGAGGACCUUUGCCCCAAUCACCACGGUAGGAUCAGUUGGCAUGAUCCCAAUCAUGUCCACCCCUACUCCUGCGCCAACGAAAACAAUGUUCCCAUGCUCAAUAACAACGCCUGGGGGGGCAUUCACGCCAUAUCCGACAAGCUUGGCUCAAUUUGCUGCUGACCCGGCAAAUGCUCAAGCUCUGCAGGGCUAUCAACAGGUGAUGGCCAUGAUGCAACAAGCAGGGGGCUUCAUGCCAUUUGCCUAUCCGGGCAUGAUGCCACCAAUCAUGAGUUCAAUGGUACCUCCGGUGUCGACCCCGUCGACAUUCGUCCCUAGGAUGGUCCCUAUACGUCCGGUGAAUUUGACGGGGACCAUGAACGAAGCAGCACCAUCGAAUAUCCAUGAAGUUGACGAGGCGGAGCAAGAGGCAGCCCGUAGAAGGAAGGGUAAGGCUAUAGCCAAACCCAGCAAGACCCAAGAUUCGGAGUUCAUACGCCUAGGGGACAAAGAGGAUGGACCUCGCAAGUCUUCCAAGCUACGUCUUGGUCCUGAGACGGGCAGGACUAGCGGAAUGGAAAGCCUUGGCGGGAAUCGUCCCGCCCAAUCUCGUCGUUCUAGGGAAUCUGAGACGAUUCACCUAGACGAGAAGGAAGCUGAAAGCUAGCCUAAGGCAUCGACAUAUACCAGGCUCUCAUAUAAUGAGGAUGACCUGGACAAGAUAGGGAGCGUAGCAAGAAAGCUACGUGCCCUGG